Molecule: messenger RNA, 1554 nt
Organism: Dryobates pubescens (Downy woodpecker)
Lineage: Eukaryota; Metazoa; Chordata; Aves; Piciformes; Picidae
Product: pancreatic alpha-amylase
Exons: 10
Coding region: 1-1539 (512 amino acids)
Biological process (GO): carbohydrate metabolic process
Molecular function (GO): cation binding; alpha-amylase activity
Source: RefSeq, a predicted model, not a curated record
AUGCAAGUCCUCCUCCUGCUCGUGGCUGUAGGGCUUUGCUGGGGGCAGUACACCCCCAAUACGCUCCCUGGGAGGACAUCUAUUGUGCACCUCUUUGAAUGGCGCUGGGCAGAUAUUGCUCUGGAGUGCGAGCGGUAUUUAGCUCCUAAUGGUUUUGGAGGAGUUCAGGUUUCACCUCCAAAUGAAAAUAUUGUCGUUACUAACCCAAACAGACCUUGGUGGGAAAGAUACCAGCCUGUGAGUUACAAGAUCUGCACUCGGUCAGGAAAUGAAGAUGAAUUCAGAGACAUGGUGACCAGGUGCAACAAUGUUGGAGUUCGUAUUUAUGUGGAUGCUGUUGUCAACCACAUGUGUAGUAGUGCAGGUGGUGCAGGCACACAUUCUACCUGUGGAAGCUAUUUUAAUGCUGGGAACAGAGAUUUUCCGGCUGUGCCAUACUCUGGCUGGGAUUUCAAUGAUGGCAAAUGUCGAACUGGAAGUGGAGAUAUUGAGAAUUAUGGUGAUAUCUAUCAGGUGCGGGACUGCCGCUUGGUUAGCCUGCUGGACCUGGCCCUGGAGAAGGACUACGUGCGCUCCAAGGUUGCCGAGUACAUGAACCACCUCAUUGAUAUUGGCGUAGCAGGCUUCCGGAUUGAUGCUGCAAAGCACAUGUGGCCUGGGGACAUAAGAGCAUUUCUGGACAAGCUGAAUGAUCUAAACACUAAAUGGUUUUCUCCAGGAACAAAACCUUUCAUUUACCAGGAGGUGAUUGACUUGGGUGGAGAGCCCAUCAAAGGCAGUGACUACUUUGGGAACGGUCGGGUGACAGAAUUCAAAUACGGUGCAAAGCUGGGGACGGUGAUCCGCAAGUGGAACGGAGAGAAGAUGGCCUACUUAAAGAACUGGGGAGAAGGCUGGGGCUUCGUACCUUCUGACAGAGCCCUGGUCUUUGUGGAUAACCACGACAACCAGCGAGGGCAUGGGGCUGGUGGAGCUUCCAUUCUAACCUUCUGGGAUUCCAGGCUUUACAAGAUGGCAGUUGGUUUCAUGCUUGCCCACCCUUACGGGGUCACACGUGUGAUGUCAAGCUUCCGCUGGCCCAGAUAUUUCGUAGACGGCCGGGAUAUCAAUGACUGGGUUGGGCCCCCAAGCAAUGCGGAUGGCUCCAUCAAGCCUGUUACAAUCAAUGCAGACACUACCUGUGGCAAUGACUGGGUGUGCGAACAUCGCUGGCGACAAAUCAGGAACAUGGUUAUCUUCCGUAAUGUGGUGGAUGGUGAACCUUUCUCGAACUGGUGGGACAAUGGCAGCAAUCAAGUAGCUUUUGGCCGUGGGAACAAAGGCUUCAUCGUUUUUAAUAAUGAUGACUGGUACAUGAAUGUCUAUUUGCAAACUGGACUACCUGCUGGGACAUAUUGUGAUAUUAUUUCUGGACAAAAGGAGGGUGACAAAUGUACUGGGAAAGUCCUGUAUGUGUCUGGUGAUGGAAUGGCCAGUUUCCAGAUUAGUAACACUGAUGAAGAUCCAUUCAUUGCGAUUCAUGUGGAUGCCAAGUUGUAACUCACUUGAAAAGAU